Molecule: messenger RNA, 321 nt
Organism: Sorghum bicolor (sorghum)
Lineage: Eukaryota; Viridiplantae; Streptophyta; Magnoliopsida; Poales; Poaceae
Product: beta-fructofuranosidase, cell wall isozyme-like
Exons: 2
Coding region: 1-321 (106 amino acids)
Source: RefSeq, a predicted model, not a curated record
AUGGCAUGGCUUGUGUUUUCUCUCUUGUUGUGUCGGCCGGGCAGGUCAUCUCUUAGUACAGAUCUGUACAAGCCGACCUUUGCGGGCUUCGUCCACACCGACAUUUCAAGCAGCAAGAUCGCUCUUAGAAGCUUGAUCGAUCGGUCCGUGGUCGAGAGCUUCGGCGCGGGAGGCAGGACGUGCAUCCUGUCACGGGUCUACCCGUCCAUCGCCAUUGGAAAGGAUGCUCACCUCUACGUUUUCAACAACGGUGACGUGGACGUCAAAGUGUCAAGCCUGACUGCUUGGGAGAUGAAGAAACCGUUGAUGAACGGCGCCUAG